Molecule: messenger RNA, 2189 nt
Organism: Rosa chinensis
Lineage: Eukaryota; Viridiplantae; Streptophyta; Magnoliopsida; Rosales; Rosaceae
Exons: 7
Coding region: 492-1955 (487 amino acids)
Source: RefSeq, a predicted model, not a curated record
CUUUCAUAAAAGAUUCUUUUAUCAAAGAGAGAGAAGAAAAAAUAAAUGGCUUAGCCUUCAAGUAGUAGUUGCAUACUUGUAUUUCACUAUUUUGUAUAAGCCUGAACUUCAAGCCCUCUCUCUUUCCUUCUCUCUGUAUCAGUGUCUGAAAGCAAUAUAAAACCAUAUUGACCACAACUCCUAAAGAGUUAAACUUGGGAAGUACAGCCCCACCUAUCCAGGGUCUAUUUUUUUUAAACUCGUGCCUGAAAUUUUUUUUCUUGGUUGUCAGAAUCACAAAACCAAGACCCAAGAAUCUCUCUCUCUCUCUCUCCCUAAGUCUCUCCCACCUUAAGAGUAAGUUGAGACAAAGAGAGACUUGUUUAUAUGUUGGAAAUGGUGAGGCACUUGUAGUUAGCUUAGUGAGAUAUCAAAUACAAAUACACACACCUGGUUUGUCCUGCUGGCCUCUUCUAUCUUGAUUUGAAUGGUUCCUUCUGUUUUGUAAGGACAUGAAAGGAGCUUAUUCAGCUGUUCUUGUUGGUUCUGCUCUGUCGACAAAAGAGAGGAAUAUUGAAGCAGAAUCAUCCUCAUCAUCUUCUUGUGCAAUUCAGCACACAACAGGACAAGAGCAAUGCAUACAAGCACGUACUGCUGAAACAUUACAAACAACUCCACUCAAACAUUCCUCUAACCUGGUUGCUCAUACUUUCCACAGCACCCCUUUCUCAUUCACAUCCAUGCUUCUUGUUCUCUUACUUCUUGUUGCUUUUGCUCCUGGACUUUCCUCCCUCCCCAUUGCCUCGGAUUCCGGGCACCGCCCACCGGCCAAUCAGACAUUCCGGCCUGAUGGGGAAGAGGUGCAGAACUUGAAGAGGGUCAGCUCUUAUUUAAGCAAGAUCAACAAGCCUGCUGUCAAGACUAUUAAGAGUCCUGAUGGUGAUGUGAUAGACUGUGUUUUAGCCAAUCUCCAACCAGCUUUUGACCAUCCUGAGCUUAAAGGCCAAAAACCAUUGGAUCUACCAGAAAGGCCUAAAUCCCAUAACAGCACGGAUAUAGUGGAAGAGACUUAUCAGCUAUGGUCGGAAUCCGGUGAGGCAUGCCCGGAGGGAACUGUUCCGAUUCGGAGGACCACAGACACAGACAUUUUGAGAGCAAGUUCAGUUCAAAGAUUUGGAAGGAAAUUACCAAGAAGACAUGUGAAAAGGGACUCAUCAGGCAGUGGUCAUGAGCAUGCAGUUGUUUUUGUAAAUGGAGACCAGUACUAUGGAGCAAAGGCCAGUAUAAAUGUGUGGUCGCCAAGAGUGACUGAUCAAUAUGAAUUUAGCUUAUCACAGAUUUGGGUCAUCUCUGGUACAUUUGGCCAUGACCUAAAUACCAUUGAAGCUGGUUGGCAGGUUAGCCCAGAGUUAUAUGGAGACAACUACCCAAGAUUCUUUACAUAUUGGACAACAGAUGCAUAUCAAGCUACUGGGUGCUACAACUUGCUGUGCUCUGGCUUUGUCCAAACCAAUAAUAAGAUUGCUAUUGGAGCUGCUAUUUCUCCAAGGUCUUCCUUCAAUGGCAGACAAUUUGAUAUUGGCUUAAUGGUUUGGAAGGAUCCAAAGCAUGGGCACUGGUGGCUAGAAUUUGGUAAUGGCCUACUAGUUGGGUAUUGGCCAGCCUUCUUGUUUAGUCACUUGAGAAGUCAUGCCAGCAUGGUACAAUUUGGAGGUGAAAUUGUAAAUAGUAGAUCAAGGGGGUACCACACAUCUACACAAAUGGGCAGUGGCCAAUUUGCAGGAGCAGGUUUUGGAAAAGCAUCUUAUUUCAGAAAUUUACAAGUAGUGGAUUGGGAUAAUAAUCUUCUUCCUCUUAAUAACCUUCACCUCACUGCUGAUCACCCCAAUUGUUAUGAUAUAAGACAAGGAAGAAAUAAUGCAUGGGGGACAUACUUUUACUAUGGAGGUCCUGGAAGAAAUGUAAGGUGUCCUUGAAUAUAAACACCACCAAAGUACAGAAAGCAACCUAGCUAUCUUGAUUUUACUUAUUUUAUUUUUUGAUUUUCAGGUAUUUGAUUAUUAAUUUUUUACUUUCUUUCUAGGCCAUAAGAGGGUUUUGUUACUUUAAUUUCACAGUUUUGCUAUCAAAAAGUAUGUUUCAUCUGUUCAAAACCAUGUAAAUUUGGGGACUAAAGGAGUGUUAAUAGUAUUGUAUUGUCUGUUUUUUUC